Messenger RNA from Dacryopinax primogenitus, 210 nucleotides. RefSeq lists its product as uncharacterized. The record is from RefSeq and is a predicted model, not a curated record. The transcript has 3 exons. Lineage: Eukaryota; Fungi; Basidiomycota; Dacrymycetes; Dacrymycetales; Dacrymycetaceae. The coding region runs from base 1 to 210 and encodes 69 amino acids.
AUGCAGCUCCAAAUGAUGCUCGCUGUCAUCGCUCUGCUCCUUGUGGGAGCCCAUGCGCUUCCCUCUCAUCCUCGUGCUGACGACGCAGCACCGAAAGCUCACUGGAGUUCUGCAGAAUUCGAUCUGACCGAGCGUAGUGAUGCGGCGUACUCUUCGGGCGGGAAGUGGUUUGUUGACCCCCCUGGAACCGAUUAUGAGGAACGCAAGUAA